UUAAGGAUAAAUCCUUAAAAGCGAGAGCCCAACCGGGGGGUUGUAUAGUUGUAUUGCAGUCACAAUAACAUAAAUCUAAUAUUCAAUAUGGCGUCUGACAAGGAAUGCGAUAUAAACAAUGUUACUAAGGACGAAAACACGACCGAAACAGCUCCUCAAACAACAGAAAAAUCGGGCUGGUUGUGGAAAAGAACUAAACUUUCAAAGCAGUGGGAAAAGAAGUGGUUUUCCCUUAAAGAACGGAUUAUAUUUUAUGGCGAUUCGCCAGAUGUAAGCGGAUAUUUUUGAACGUCUGUCAAAUGUUUGUUUACAUAAGUUUGUUGUUUGCUGUCCACACACUGCGCAACCAACUUGAUAAUAUUGUGUAGCAAAGUAAUGCUUCACCUGUUUUCAUCUCAGUAUUAAAAUAAACGAGGUUGAAAACACGAAAAAGCAAAGUCGCAAAGAGGAAGAGUAGUCGAGUGGAGUGCAUAAGGCCACUAUUUGUUGCAUAUUAGUUUCUCAUCCGGGGCUUCACCUAAAGUUGAUGCGGGCGGGCGGGAUUAUGCCAUUAUUUGUCGGAUUUCCCCUCUCCGUAAAUAUUACUUGAAAAAUGCGCAUUUAGCAUUUAUAGCAUUGCAAAAACAGCACAAAAUUAGUGAGUGCAACUGAGUAUGUUUUCAUCUUAAAAACAUGGUCACAUGUGAAAUAUUAAUCACAGAAUAGAGAAAUAAUUUUGUAGCCUAGUCGUCUCGCGUUUUUUUCCCUGCCCCUGGCUUUCGGUAGAACUUUUACGUAAAUGCGAGAGAAACUGGCAGUUUUGCAAUUGGUAUGAAAUUUCGUAUCUUAACUAAAACUUUUGGUUUGGGAACGUUUCUAAUUGCAUAUCUUUCUUUCAAAUAUAAUUUUGAAGACAUCACAAAAUUUGUAAUAAUGGUCAAAAAUGGCAAUAAUGGCGAACAAGACAAUUUUCUUAAAAAGCAUGCGGGCGGGGAUGAGAAACUAAUAUACAACAAAUAGUGGCCUAAAUGCAAAUAUUUAUGUUUCAAUGUUAUAUAAAAUAUUUGGUUUUGUGGUUUACGAAUAAAUAAUACAUAGUUUCAUAUGUAUGUGAAUAAUAUUGUUAAUAGACUGUCUAUGUUGUCUAUGUUAAUGUAGAUAUAAACUGAUAUAGACUCACAAAAUGUAUGUUGAUUUUAAUUGAGUAGUACAACGCUGCUCCAUAGAACACAUAAUUGAUUAUUAAUGCCUUUCCUCGAAUUUUAUAGGAUACACCAAAAAGCUUCACAUUGGAUUCGUGUGAAGUAGCGACAUGUGAAAUGAAAUCAAAGAGCUACACAUUCUAUCUCAAACCAAAGGACUCGCAGAGAAAAUAUUUUCUUUGUGCUGAGAACGAACCUGAACUACAAGAAUGGAUGCAGGUUAUUUGCCUCGCAAGAAGUUAUGGACAAAAAAAUUCGGAAGGCUCUGAAGCUUGUGUCAUCCAGUAGAGGAAUACUUUUCUUUCACUGAACUUGCUGGUUAAAUCCUGUACAAAUCUGGAGGAGGUUGUAUAAAAGGCAGUUAAAAUUUAACUACAGUUGGUGUAAAGUUAGCCAAUCAAAAUCACGUUAUUUAGAGAAAAUAGUAGUGAGAACGUAGUUAGAAAUUUUAUGCAACCGGUUUUCGGAUGGUACUGGACUUGACAUUGUCAAAGAUUGGAACGUUACUCGUGAAAGACUUUGCGUCAAGUUUGCAAGCCGUGAAAAAGGAUCGAAAAUGUAACAGUCUAUAGACCUGAAAACUUCAAAUUGGCUACGAACAGUCUUAGCACAUGUGAUAAAACAUUUAUAAAAUAUAUUAGAAGAGUUAAUAUAUUACUAAUUAGGAAAUUUAUCAAAUAAAUUGAGAGAACAGUCCUACCAACUUCAUUAUAUUUUCCUGCGAAUUCUCAACUUACUAGUAUGAAAAUAAAAAUGUCAUCUGCAUUGUUUAUCGUCGUCUUUGUGACAUAGUUCGGAAGAGUUUGCGUCUGUACAUAUAUUCUUGCCAAAAGCAGAAAUUUAUCAUAAUUUGAAAAACCGGUUUGACCGGUUUAAUAACUCAAAGAUUCUUGUGAAUCAAGUUUGACUACCAAGUCUAGAAAACAAGGACUUUCUGCUCGAUUUGACCGGUUUAAUAACUCAAAGAUUCUUGUGAAUCAAGUUUGACCACCAAGUCUAGAAAACACUGACUUUCUGCCCGAUUUGACCGGUUUAAUAACUCAAAGAUUCUUGUGAAUCAAGUUUGACUACCAAGUCCAGAAAACACUGAUUUUCUGCUCGAUUUGACCGGUUUAAUAACUCAAAGAUUCUUGUGAAUCAAGUUUGACUACCAAGUCUAGAAAACACUGACUUUCUGCUCGAUUCUUUUUUCGUGUCGGCGGACACACGUGCCUUUACAGUAGAAACAGGUUUGACAGGCUGGACAGCUCGGAUCGGUUUCAAUGGACGUAGUACACUGUGAGAUUUGGCAGGUUUUUCGGGACUAUCGUCUGACACUAUGCGAGACCCCACGCCCCUAAUUGUGCGUAUCGUUAGAGCUCCUGUACGCGUUGUCGAAGGUGGGGAUGCAGCAUCGGUUUCACCAAGACGUUUGAAAACUGAACUUUCACUCUGAA
Molecule: messenger RNA, 2617 nt
Organism: Paramuricea clavata
Lineage: Eukaryota; Metazoa; Cnidaria; Anthozoa; Malacalcyonacea; Plexauridae
Source: the annotation of a GenBank genome assembly